AUGGCUGAUCAACAGAGCAAGGUUGUGGUUCAUGCAGAGCAUACACCCGGGAUAUGUGAACUCUUACCCAUAAACGAGCUUUUCAAGAUCAAGGUCGGUCAGAAGGUAUUUGAGGUCUCAGGCGUCGUGUUGAAUUCGGAUGGCCCCAACUUCUUUACCAAGUUUUUUACCCAGCAUGACAAAGACGUUGUUCUGUUUGUCGAUAGAUCGGAGGAUGUGUUCAUCCCGAUCUACAGGCAUCUGCAAGGCUAUUUCCCCGAUGUUAAAGACGAAGUGGAGUAUCGCGUUCUUCUCACGGAUGCGUUGUACUUCCAGUUGCCAAAGUUGAUCGAACUCCUCAAGGAGAGUGAAUACUACUUUACCAACGUGGGCGGUGUCUCCUUCAGGGUGCCCAAAUCGUUAUUCCAUCAGGAAGGCAACAGGCAAAACUACUUCGAAAUAUUAUCCCGCUCAUUUUACAAGGAGAUUGAGAAGCGGGUGCUGGAUGAGCGGUUGGUUUUCUUUCUACAUCCACCCACGUAUGUUCCCAGGUCCGCAGAAUUCUUUCAAGAUCUGCUGUCUUUGUUAAGCGGCGCCGAAUUAGAACUCUCCGAAAAGAAAACAGAAUCCUUGAUCAAAGAGUGUCGCUAUUAUCGGUUCAGCAGGUUAGAGCAAGAAUUAGUGAAGGCGAAGACUAUCUAUAACCCCCUAACCAACGGCCAAGAAAUAUGCAUAGCUCUGAACAAUGUUUUCAAAAACAACGUCACGAUCGAAGAAUUAUCGUCGCCCUGUGCUCUAAACCAGUCACCAGCUGCAAAUAGCUGUCUCAGCCAAGUUACAGGGCGAAAUUCCGUCACCGCAAAUGAAACCGAAUCAAGUGAAAAUGAUGACUCCGAGCCACCAACCAAGAGGGCAAAACCGUCUGCAGAAAAAAACGAAAGACAAUGGAAUAUGAUCAAGUACCGAAGGCCUUAUAUCGACACGGUUUCAUAUGAUCUUAUAUUUCAACUGGGUUCUAAUCAGUGUAAGAUAAUAUUCAACAAAAAGGAUAAGACAGUCCAUGUAGACCUAUCCAAAGAGGCUGCGGAACUAUUUGAAAGGCAAUUUUCAGAUGUCCUGUUGAAAACUCCCAGCGGUAGAAUCGAUCUGUCCGAAUACAAAGUCAAACUCCGUGAAGGUAAAAACCAACCCGAGUCACAUCUGAUCAUCCCCGCAUGCGUCUCCAUCUGUGAUUUGGCGGUUAACGGUACGAAAUGCGCCAAUAUCUUUUCAUUAGUAAAUGAUUCCAAAUGUAAAGAAAGAGUUUUGGAUUGUACCAACUUGAAGAAUUUGAACUGUACACACGGUUUGAAGCUACAUUUAUCCAAAUCGAUGUGGAAAUUGGGCACAAAUAAUGGGAAAUUCAUUUUAAUUGCUGUUAAGGCAGAAACUUUUUCGGGGACGAAGGAAUAUUGCAAGAUGAUUGAUUUUCUGUAA
Saccharomyces eubayanus is the source of this 1455-nucleotide messenger RNA. RefSeq lists its product as uncharacterized. The record is from RefSeq and is a predicted model, not a curated record. Gene Ontology annotation, molecular function: protein binding. NCBI's taxonomy places the organism in Eukaryota, Fungi, Ascomycota, Saccharomycetes, Saccharomycetales, Saccharomycetaceae. The transcript has a single exon. Bases 1 to 1455 code for a protein of 484 amino acids.